AUGGCUGCCAAGGGGACAUCCUACCUGAUCAUUGGCUCAGGGGUGUUCGGCGUGUCUACGGCCUACCACCUCAUCCAAAAGUACCCCACAGCCUCCGUCACGCUCGUCGACCGCGACGCCUACGACGCCGAGUCCCGCGUGGCCGCCUCGUGGGACUGGAACAAGGUAGUGCGGGCCGACUACGACGACAAAGUCUACUGCCAGCUCGCGCUCGAAGCCCAGGACGUGUUCCAGUCGGACCCUCUCUGGAAGCCCUACUUUCACCAGACAGGCGUCUACUGGAUAUGCCGCAGCUCCUAUGCCCAGGACGUUAUCAACCACCACAAGGGAUUCGGUCGGCACAACGAUAUUGAGGCAUUGCCGGUCGCCCAGGCCCGGAAGAUGUUUGACGGCCUGUUCGAUAAUGCGGAUUACACGGGCGCCAAGGAGGUGCUCCUUAACAAAUCGAGUGGCUGGGAGCUUGGGGUAAAGUACGUGACCGCCGAGGUCGCCACGUUGGAGUUUGACGGGAGGCGCUGCAUCGGGGCCAAGACGCGGGAUGGAAACCGUCUGCUUUCGAGCCAUGUGAUUGUGUCUGCCGGCGCCUUCACUCCCACUUUGCUGGAAAUGAGCGCGGAGGCGAGCGGCAACGAGGGUCUGAGUGCAGGGUCGAGGAUACUCGCUGCGGGCAUCACGACCGGAAUGGCACAGCUCACGGCUGAACAGUACCAGAAGUUCAAGAAUAUGCCAGUGGGCUUCCAAGGUUACACACCUAAUGAAGGACUUUAUAUCGCCACUUGCGGGUCUUUCCACGGCUACAAGUUCUUCCCCGUCCUUGGCAAGUACAUCACGCAAAUGAUGGAGGGCGAACUGUCUCCGGAGCUGGCAGACAAGUGGGCCUGGGACCGAAAGCGUCCGGAUCCCUCGCAAAACGUCGAGUACCCUAACACGGAGGCCAACCACUUGCUUGAAAGAAUGACUAAACUGUAG
Parascedosporium putredinis is the source of this 969-nucleotide messenger RNA. NCBI's taxonomy places the organism in Eukaryota, Fungi, Ascomycota, Sordariomycetes, Microascales, Microascaceae. The record is from the annotation of a GenBank genome assembly.